UGAUCUAUAUGAGGUGAUUUUGCCAUAGGUCGGGUGGCUCCGCUCUGGUGAUAAUCUCGGCAGCCCCGAAACGCCGAAGCAUGACUGUGCGCGGUUAUUGCGCUCUACGUUUAAACCGACUCGUUUUUCUUAGUACGUCCCUUGCAACCUUUAGGAAACUUUGCUAAUAUUGAAAUCCAUGCUCGACAUGAAUCGACUAUACUCUUUCCCUCGGCAGAUGUCCAACAGUCUCGCCGUUCGGCUAAUCUCCUUGAAUCGCUGUGCCUUUUCCGGGACUAGCCCGGGAUCGUCCUGCCAUUCUAGCCAGAACAAACAGCCAAACUUAAGCUCAGGGUCUGGCAAACAAAAUGAGAUGCUAAAAAAUGCUUCCAGUAUAACACUACCUUCGUCAAGUAAUAGGUCGAUGCUAAGCCUACCUUUUUGGACCUGCCGCUCGACGUGGAGGAGGUCUGGGCUCAAUACCUUGCGUUGCUUGGUAGGCUGUACGAUUGGGGACUUCUCUGCACUCUGGAUGCUGCAAUCCUAUUAUCCCGAGCUUGGCAUGAAUACAAUCAUGGUCUUGUCGAUGGUCUCUGGUAUCACAACCUCGAUCAUGCUCGAGACAGUAUUGCUUCGCAGGGGUCCAGAUAAUAUGUCUUGGAAAAGGGCAGCCCAGACAGCAAUGGGCAUGAGUAUGGUUUCCAUGGUGGCGAUGGAGCUGGCAGAGAACGCAGUUGACUAUCACCUCACCGGCGGUGUGGUGGCAUUUGAGGAUCCCAAAUUCUGGAUCGCAGCCUUGUUGUCCGUGACGGCGGGCUUUCUGGCUCCUUUACCAUAUAACUAUGCGCGUCUGAGAAAAUACGGAAGGACGUGUCAUUGAUCUGUGGCAAGAGGGGUGAUACAUCAUGUUUGAUAUAGUUACAAGAUUAGGCGUCCUCAAACCAAAAUAUAUCAAAACUUUCAGCCCCUGAGUCAUCGGUAAAUUGUGCCAGUGAUUUCGUGCAAAUAUAUACUAAUGACUUUUUCCAACAAUAAAUCAAUUCAUAACUCACUGACUCUAUAUUUCAUUUUGUUGUCUUGAAGCUGCCUGUAAUAUGGGUCAUUAGAGCGUCUACAAAUAUCUAGUUGUCAAUUUGUCAAGCUUGAUCAAAUCGAGAAUGGCGGAGUUAAUUAGAGCAGGAGCGACAUGAGUACUCUUCUCAAUCACGCUAAUUGGCAUAUAGAUUGGGUAAAAGGGUUAGUUAAUAGAAGCGAGAGUUUCGCAACUCUUCUGAAUGUCAUCGUCUCGUAUUGAUAGAGAAUCCUGACAGCCAACAAAGUAUUUAGGUAUAAAGAAAAGGAGAGGAAAUUAAUU
Molecule: messenger RNA, 1333 nt
Organism: Talaromyces proteolyticus
Lineage: Eukaryota; Fungi; Ascomycota; Eurotiomycetes; Eurotiales; Trichocomaceae
Exons: 2
Coding region: 179-859 (226 amino acids)
Source: RefSeq, a predicted model, not a curated record